CUUAGGCCUUAAUGGGCUGUAUGGGUACUCAAACUAAAGGAACUGAAAGCCCUGCUGUAGUAAUCGCGCCUAUGCUCUAAAACCCAAACGUCUGAUUCGGCUUCCCGGCAGCUCGCGAUCACUGACUGCCAAGUUUCCGACCGACAAUGGAGGAAAAGAAGAAGCUAAUAUCCAUUGGCUUCGAGGGCUCUGCGAAUAAAAUCGGCAUCGGAGUGGUAUCCCUCGACGGCUCAAUCCUUUCCAACCCCCGCAAAACCUACAUCACUCCGCCGGGACAGGGCUUCCUCCCCCGCGAAACCGCACAGCACCACCUUCAGCACGUCCUCCCUCUCGUCAAAUCUGCCUUAGAUACCGCCGAAGUAACCCCGGACGACAUCGACUGCAUCUGUUACACCAAAGGCCCGGGAAUGGGCGCACCCUUACAGGUCUCAGCCGUGGUCGUCCGCGUCCUGUCCCAACUCUGGAAGAAGCCCAUAGUUGCGGUGAAUCAUUGCGUUGCGCAUAUUGAGAUGGGCAGGAUUGUGACCGGAGCUGUCGACCCGGUAGUGUUGUACGUCAGUGGUGGGAAUACUCAAGUCAUAGCUUAUAGUGAAGGUAGGUACCGGAUUUUUGGGGAGACAAUUGAUAUCGCUGUCGGAAAUUGUUUGGACCGAUUUGCUAGGGUUUUGAAUUUAUCCAAUGAUCCGAGCCCUGGGUACAACAUUGAACAGCUUGCGAAGAAAGGUGAAAAGUUUAUUGAACUUCCAUAUGCAGUAAAAGGCAUGGACGUUUCAUUCAGUGGAAUAUUAAGCUAUAUUGAAGCUACCGCUGAAGAGAUGCUAAAAAAGAAUGAGUGCUCUCCUGCAGAUCUUUGCUACUCUUUACAGGAGACUUUGUUUGCAAUGCUUGUGGAGAUUACAGAACGGGCAAUGGCACAUUGUGAUAAGAAGGAUGUAUUGAUUGUUGGUGGUGUGGGAUGCAACGAGAGGUUGCAAGAGAUGAUGAAAACUAUGUGCUCUGAGAGGGACGGGCGAUUGUAUGCAACUGAUGACAGAUACUGCAUUGACAAUGGGGCGAUGAUUGCCUAUACCGGCCUCCUAGCUUAUGCCCAUGGAACGUCGACCCCUAUAGAGGAAUCUACAUUCACACAAAGGUUUAGAACUGACGAAGUACUAGCAAUUUGGAGGGAGAAGGAAUCAAGUAAUGUGAAUUUGGAGGCAAACCUAUAAACGACCUUUUGGACUUCCAAAGUUCCUUCUAUUUUCAAUUGUAAGUCUUUGAUAUGAAACCUAGUUCUUAAUUUGUCUCAUUAUUGAAUUACACAGAUUAGUUUACAACCAGAAUGUGGUUGCAAUCCAUGUUUCAUCCACCCAGUUUUUUUAUCCAUUUUUUAGGUAGUCAUCUGUUUUCCCCUUUUUACGAAACUCAACCAAAAUAGUUGCUAUGCACGUGAUUCGAAAUCACGGACUCCCCUUCACUCGUGUACUCGACCCACUAAGUUAUGAAGGCAAGAAUGAAGAAUGUACACUUUGUCACAGUGUACUUGAAUAUGUAGCUUGCAUAGUUGCAUACUUGCAUCUCACAUCGUGCACUCAACCCACUAAACAAUGAAAACAAGAGCGCUUGUUCUAUA
Molecule: messenger RNA, 1612 nt
Organism: Cuscuta europaea
Lineage: Eukaryota; Viridiplantae; Streptophyta; Magnoliopsida; Solanales; Convolvulaceae
Source: the annotation of a GenBank genome assembly